AUGACAGCUAACAAGGAGGGAUCAACUUCAUUCCCUGGCCUAAGAACAAUAUGGGAGAAAUAUUAUGAUGAGGCACAUGCUAUAGUAUAUGUUAUUGAUUCUGCCUCCGCAUCAACAUUUGAAGAUGCCAAAUCUGCUCUUGAGAAAGCGCUUCGACAUGAGGAUCUGCAAGAGGCCCCACUACUCAUAUUCGCAAACAAACAGGAUUUACCAGCAGCAGUCACAGAAGAAGAGUUGGACAGACAUCUUCACCUUAAAGAGUUUGAUGAGAGGCCAUACAUGUGUGUGGCUGGGUCUGCCUAUGAUGGGUAA
Lolium rigidum is the source of this 312-nucleotide messenger RNA. Its product is annotated as ADP-ribosylation factor-like protein 1. Gene Ontology annotation, biological process: protein localization to organelle; Golgi to plasma membrane protein transport; intracellular protein transport. NCBI's taxonomy places the organism in Eukaryota, Viridiplantae, Streptophyta, Magnoliopsida, Poales, Poaceae. The record is from RefSeq and is a predicted model, not a curated record. Gene Ontology annotation, cellular component: Golgi apparatus. The transcript is spliced from 4 exons. The coding region runs from base 1 to 312 and encodes 103 amino acids. Gene Ontology annotation, molecular function: GTP binding; GTPase activity.